GCUUAUAAAAAAGAUACCAAUCCCAAAAACAUGAAUUUGGAAAUUGGUGCCUAUAGAGAUGACCAUAUGAGAAAAAAAUUACUUGAUCAACUUGAUAAGGAUAUUUUCAAAUUACCAGCAGCUCUUUUGGCUUACAGAAUAGGAGGAGCUCUUAGAAUUAGAGGAGUGUUUUUAUCUAGAUAUUAUCCAUAUGCUAAAAAAAUCUAUUCACCUAAACCAACAUGGGGCAAUCAUAAUGCUGUAUUUAAAGAUUCCAGUUUAGAAAUAGAUUCAUACAGAUAUUAUGAUAAAUCAACCAAUGGAUUUGAUUUUAAUGGAUUGCUAG
Entrophospora candida is the source of this 325-nucleotide messenger RNA. The record is from the annotation of a GenBank genome assembly. NCBI's taxonomy places the organism in Eukaryota, Fungi, Glomeromycota, Glomeromycetes, Entrophosporales, Entrophosporaceae.